AUAUCAUAUUAGUGCUAUUCUUUUUAUAUGUUUACACAACAGUGGUGUGGUUUGUAUUCUUAAUCUUAUUUCUAUUUUUUUGUUUCUAUUAAGUGGAGUGAAUGGUGGUGUGGUCGUGGCCGCCCACGGCGAGGCAGGUGGCGGUGAGUGGCGGCGUGUUUGUCGCCGGCGCUUCCUUGUUCGCCGUCGGAGCUUAUUUCUCGUUUCUUAACGUGGCUCCUCAGCAGGAGCGCGUGAAGGCUCGCAGGGAAGUGCUCAGGAAUUAUAUCAAGAAGCGAUUCGAAGAUUGAAAGGCUAGUUUUCCAUUCUCCUUAAUUCUGAAAAUUCCUUUUUUCUUUGUAAUUGAUUCUAUGUAUUCAUUGUUAUGUCAGCUUUAGGUUGUUGCCUAAAUUUUGAAUAGAAUCAAGAUAGAAGGUUUGAUUGUGAAUAAGUGAAAAUUUGAAGAACUCAAUUGACUUAAUUGGAACUUAAUAUAUCAAAAUCGGAUAAGCAAGUUGAAUUGGUGCUUAAUAUAUGCAAUUGCGCUUGUUAAUUAUAAGAA
Molecule: messenger RNA, 541 nt
Organism: Cajanus cajan (pigeon pea)
Lineage: Eukaryota; Viridiplantae; Streptophyta; Magnoliopsida; Fabales; Fabaceae
Product: bric-a-brac protein
Source: RefSeq, a predicted model, not a curated record